Messenger RNA from Emericellopsis cladophorae, 1098 nucleotides. RefSeq lists its product as uncharacterized. Lineage: Eukaryota; Fungi; Ascomycota; Sordariomycetes; Hypocreales; Bionectriaceae. Gene Ontology annotation, biological process: mitochondrial proton-transporting ATP synthase complex assembly. Bases 1 to 1098 code for a protein of 365 amino acids. Gene Ontology annotation, cellular component: mitochondrion. The record is from RefSeq and is a predicted model, not a curated record. The transcript is spliced from 2 exons.
AUGCAUGCGCCAACGCGAUUACUUGUUCAAUCUGCAUUCCCUCGCCUCCGGGCGGCUCGCUCGCUGCACACGACAAUACUCAGGGCUGCCAAUGUCGCGCCCGUUGUUGGCACUGGGCCACCUCCAGAGGCACCACUCGCCGACAAGGCGAACAAGGCAUAUGAGCGGGUAGAGCGCAGGAAGCGGCAGGCCGAGAUGCUCAAGUCGGCGAAUCAGAUCCGCACGGUGGCGGAGGGGAAGAAGAGCGGCGUGCUCCAAAAACGCUUCUGGCAAGACGUGACUGUACGGGAAGUUGAUGGUGCUCUGCAAGUAUUCCUGGACAGUCGCCCGCUGCGACACCCCAAUACCAAAGAGGUCAUCCCCAUACCCCUCUCCAAGCCGAACCUCGCCUCUGCGCUGGCCCUCGAAUGGGACCAGCUCACAUCGGCGCAGGAAGCUACGAGGUCACACCUCAUUCCUCUGACCAGUCUGGUCUGCCGCGCUCUCGACAUACAAGCCGACGACGCGGCAGCUUCAUCCGUCGACACAGCGCCGGUCCGGACGUCCAUCGUCAACACUGUGAUGCGUUACCUCGACACGGACUCGAUGCUGUGCUGGGCGCCGCCUGCGGGCCCGUUCGACCUCAAGAACGAUGCCGGGGAGUCACUGAGGGAUGUUCAGACCGAGACCGCCAAGGAGACGCUGGCUUUCCUGACGUCGAAAAUCUGGCCAGGGGUCACAAUCACGCCUGCGCUCGACGGAGACUCCAUCAUGCCCCGGUCGCAGUCCCCGGAAACACAGGCUGUCGUGCGGAGCUGGAUAUCGCGCCUGGACGCCUUUGAGAUUGCCGGUCUCGAGCGUGGCACAUUGGCAGGCAAGUCUGUCCUGGCCUCGGCAAGGCUGGUAGCCGAGUGGAGCGAGGGAUCAGCCAACACAGGCGAUGCGUUGAUCGGGCAACUUUUUGGUGCCGAGGAGGCCGUGCGGGCCACGAACCUCGAGGUGGACUGGCAGGCCAUGCAGUGGGGAGAGGUCGAGGAUACGUACGAUGUGAACAAGGAGGAUGUGACGCGGCAGCUGGCCAGUGUGAUCCUGCUCGUGUCUGGGACGGGCAAAGCUUGA